CCAUAAAGAACUGUCUAUGUAGCGUUGCUUCAUAUAACUGUUUCUUUCUUUUUUUUUUUUCCUCUGUUUUUUUGGUCUCCAAGUCUAUUUAAAUUCACUCGUUACCGUUACAAAAAUAAAAUUAAUCUCUGUGUGAUAAAAUCCAGAUAGAGUUGGAGAGUGCCGCUUUAGUUAUGCGGCUUUCUUAAACUUUCAAAACCUCCGGUAAUGGCGGUAGCAUUCCCUCUAGCUCUUCUUCCUUCAUCACAGCUCUCUCGUUGCCAACGCGUUCGCUUUGUUUCAUUCAGUUUUCCAGCAAUUUCAUCCAUUAAUGGAGUUUCAACAAGAAGACCAGUUCCCAUUAUUUCUGCUAAGGCCGUUCUACUCCACACGAGGGAAGGGCAUGAGACCGUCAACAUUGCUGAAGACGUAACCCAGCUGAUUGGGAGGACACCAAUGAUAUAUCUUAACAAAGUUGUGAAAGGUUGUGUGGCAAAUGUUGCUGCAAAGCUUGAGUCUAUGGAACCCUGUCGGAGUGUCAAGGACAGAAUCGGGUUUAGUAUGAUAUCUUGUGCUGAGGAAAGUGGAACCAUUCGUCCUGGGAAGAGUAUUUUGGUGGAGCCAACUAGUGGAAAUACUGGACUUGGUAUUGCGUUUGUUGCUGCAACUAAGGGUUACAAACUUAUUGUUACUAUGCCUGCAUCCAUAAACGUAGAGAGGCGGGUCCUUCUUCGUGCAUUUGGAGCAGACAUUGUUUUGACGGAUCCAUCAAAAGGACUAAAAGGUGCUGUUGAUAAAGCUGAAGAAAUUGUUCGAAGGACACCAAAUGCAUAUAUGUUUCAACAGUUUGACAAUCCGGCUAAUACAAAGAUACACUUUGAAACAACAGGCCCAGAAAUAUGGGAGGAUACCAUGGGAAGUGUUGACAUAAUUGUUGCAGGAAUUGGAACUGGAGGUACUGUAACAGGAACAGGACGAUACCUAAAGAUGAUGAACAAGGAUAUUAAGGUGGUAGGAGUAGAACCUUCUGAGAGUAGCAUUAUCUCUGGAGAAAAUACAGGUUACAUACCAAGCAUUUUGGAUGUCAAAUUACUUGAUGAGGUUUUAAAGGUUACCAAUGAGGAAGCAAUUGAAAUGGCAAGGAAAUUGGCAUUGGAGGAAGGAUUGCUGGUUGGUAUUUCUUCAGGAGCUGCUGCUGCUGCUGCCAUUACCAUAGCAAAAAGACCUGAGAAUGCUGGAAAACUUAUUUCUGUUGUAUUCCCAAGCUUUGGUGAGAGAUACAUUCCCACGGUUCUUUUUCAUUCCAUCCUAGAGGAAGUUCAGAAAAUGUGACAAAUAACGAGUUAAAUUUGCCCGUCAUUGAUUCUUUAUACCACCACCAUGAAGAGCGACUUGGCAAUGAUUGAUGGACUCAUCAGUGCAAGGGGGUUUGGAAGUGGUUGUGUUUGCCAUUUGUUCACAAGCCCUUCUUGAUUGUACGUGAAUCAAUCUCCCAAUUUUGUCUUUGCAGUUUCUCGUAGUACAGCCAGGGGAGUUGCGUUAUCUGUCGACGCUUUUGGACAGUAGUGUUUAUGUGUCUGUUUUUCUGCCCAUGGAAUCCUUCGUUAGUAGUUAGGACUUAAGGAGAGAUGGCUUUUCUGUAUGGUGUUUUGAUUCUAAUAAUUAUUUUUUUAAUUUAAUUGAUAAAAAUGAUUUUCAGAUGAGGCCCAAAAGUCAAAAAUGCUGAGGUUGUAAAUGUUUUGGCUGUAUGUCCUUGUUGGUUAAAUGUAGCUAUUUGUAAAUCAGUUUCCAACUCA
This is a messenger RNA of Nelumbo nucifera (sacred lotus), 1775 nucleotides long. RefSeq names its product S-sulfo-L-cysteine synthase (O-acetyl-L-serine-dependent), chloroplastic. Gene Ontology annotation, molecular function: cysteine synthase activity. NCBI's taxonomy places the organism in Eukaryota, Viridiplantae, Streptophyta, Magnoliopsida, Proteales, Nelumbonaceae. The record is from RefSeq and is a predicted model, not a curated record.